AUGUCGGCGUCAACUUCGAACCUCAAGGCGAGCCUGGAUCGGUGGUCAGCAAGACUGACAUCGCUGCCCAGCAUCGCCCUUCCCACCGACUACCCUAGACCCGCUACCUCGCAACUCGUACAAGCGCUUGCCUCGUCGACGCUCUCAUCCGGAACAAGGAAGGAUCUUGUGCGUCUGGCGUUGCACCACGAGCUCGAUCUUCAUCCUGCCGAGUACGCCGACGGCCAAGACGAUGACAAUGCCAGUCCGACUCCCUUCCACCUCCUGCUUGCUGCUUUCUGUGUGCUCCUGCACCGCUACACCGGCGAUACGGAUCUCGUCAUCGGCUCGUCCAAUCCCUACACCGGAGAACCACUCAUCUUGAGGAUCCCCAUCGAACCUAACGACCCAUUCUGGCAAAUUGUACGACGCAUUCAGCAGGUGGAGAAGGAGGCUGCUGGCGAUGCUGUCCCCUACGAUGAGAUCGUCAAGCGUGUCGAGGCUGAGCGCGCGGAGCGCGAAGGACCUUUGCCCGAGGGUGUCCAGAGCGCCCCCAUCUUUCGUGUUCGCUUCUUCGACGAGACGGGCGGCAAGGCUCGCAACUUUAUGCAAUCAACCUCGCUCACUACCGAUCUCACCGUCUUCUUGACCAAGCCAGGAGCCACUCCUGGAGACGACGCUAUCCCGCAGCAAACGCCCUCAGAGUCCGCGACGCCAUCGGCUGGAGCCAACGCAACCCACACAUUCCGGGACUCGCUCGUUCCUAACAUCGCCGUGCACCUCUCGUACAACUCACUCAUCUUUUCUUCGCAGCGCAUGCAGCUCGUGCUGGCACAACUGUCCCAGCUCAUCUCGGUAGCUGCUGCCAAUCCUGCAUCGCCCGUUGGAAGCCUUCCCAUCCGAACACCGCAGGAGAACUCUUUCCUCCCUGAUCCUACUAAGGACCUCGAAUGGUGUGGCUGGAGGGGCGCCAUCACACACAUCUUUGAACGCAACGCCCGCGCGCAUCCAGACCGCAGGUGCAUCGUGGAGUCACUAGUCGACGAUUCCGGAUCAGUGUCCCAGCCAGGUGCACCUGCCAGUCGUGUCCGCGAGAUCACCUACGCUCAACUCGACCGCGCCUCCAACGUCGUUGCCCACCAUCUCCUUCAGGCAGGUGUCCAGCGUGAAGAGGUAGUCACCACCUAUGCCCACCGAGGCGUCGAUCUCGUCGUUGCUGUUCUCGGUACUCUCAAGGCAGGUGCCACUUUCAGCGUCAUUGAUCCCGCUUAUCCGCCCUCGCGCCAGAACGUCUACCUGCAGGUCGCCAAACCGCGUGCAUUGAUCGUGCUAGCCAAGGCAGGUACACUGCAACCAUCAGUGCGAAAGUGUAUCCAGGACGAGCUCGAUCUUCGUACCGAGAUCCCUGCGCUUGAACUGCUCGACGAUGGAUCGGUGCGAGGCGGUGCAUCCUCGCAAGGAGGCGCUGACAGCCUUGAACCGCAACAGUCCAUGGCUGGGGCGAGCACCAACGUCAUCCUCGGUCCCGACAGCGUCGGCACGUUGUCCUUCACUUCCGGCUCCACCGGUAUCCCCAAGGGUGUCAAGGGCCGCCACUUUUCGCUCACUCACUUCUUCCCAUGGAUGGGCGAGCGAUUCGGUCUCGGUGCCCAUGAGCGAUUCACCAUGCUCUCCGGCAUCGCGCAUGACCCUAUCCAGCGAGACAUCUUCACACCGCUCUUCUUCGGUGCAGAACUGCACAUCCCGACUUCGGAGGACAUCGGCACACCCGGCCGUCUUGCCGAGUGGAUGGCUGCCAGCAAGGCAACGGUCACGCACCUGACGCCGGCCAUGGGCCAGCUGCUCAGUGCGCAGGCUACGGCGCUGAUCCCUUCGUUGAGAAACGCCUUCUUUGUCGGUGACGUCCUAACCAAACGCGACUGCACUCGUCUACAAGCUCUUGCUGCCAACGUUUGCAUCAUCAAUAUGUACGGCACCACCGAGACUCAACGCGCGGUUAGCUACUUUGCCAUUCCGCCCGUCAGCACCUCGACCACCUUCCUGCAGACCCAGAAGGACAUCAUGCCGGCUGGUCAAGGUAUGAUCAACGUGCAGCUCCUUGUCGUCAACCGCAACGAACGCACAGCCACCUGUGCCGUAGGCGAAGUUGGUGAGAUCUAUGUGCGAAGCGGUGGCCUUGCCGAAGGCUACCUCGGCCCUCCCGAAGUGACUGCCGAGAAGUUCAUGCCCAAUUUCCUCGCUCCCAACCUCGAUUUCCCCGACACCAUCAAGGAGAAGCCCGAGGGCCAGUUCUGGAAGGGCAUCCGCGACCGCAUGUACAGAACCGGCGAUCUGGGUCGAUACCUUCCCGACGGCACUGUUGAGUGUACCGGCCGUGCCGACGACCAGAUCAAGAUUCGUGGCUUCCGCAUCGAGCUCGGCGAGAUCGACACACACCUGUCGCGUCACCCGCAUGUUCGCGAAAACGUCACCUUGGUGCGUCGUGACAAGGACGAGGAGAAGGUGCUUGUCUCCUACUUUGUACCUGGUUCCGGCGCCACUGAGUUCGAGGAGUCCGUCACCGAGGACGAUGAGGCGAUCGCUGCUGCUGGCGGCAAAGCUGCCCGUGAUGCGAUGCUGGUCAAAGGCAUGCGACGAUACCGCACGCUCAUCAAGGAUAUCCGCGACCAUCUGAAGAGGAAGCUUCCUGCCUAUUCGGUGCCGACUUUGUUUGUCCCACUCAACAAGAUGCCGCUCAACCCCAACGGAAAGAUUGACAAGCCCGCACUGCCUUUCCCAGACACUGCCAUGGUGGCGGCUGCUGGCUCCAGCAGCUCUGCGUCCAAGGGUGGUGCCGACGCAGCGGCUGCUUUGGCCUCGGCUUCGCCCACUGAAAAGACGGUCAUCGAGCUCUGGUCGCGUCUGCUGCCCAACGCUCCUUCGCCGAUCCCGAUCGACGAAAGCUUCUUCGAUCUUGGUGGCCACUCGAUCCUGGCAACACGUCUAGUGUUCGAGAUGCGCAAGCAAUUUGUCAUCAACGUGCCGCUCGGUGUGGUCUUUGAUGCUCCCACUGUGCGUGGUCUUGCCAAAGCCGUUGACUCGUUGCGCCAGGCUGAUCUCGGUCUCGGUGCCACGCAGAACGGCUCGGCACCUGCCUCAGCUCAACGGACAGAGGAGGCAAGCUUGGACGAAAACUACGGCGCCGAUGUGGCGACGCUAACUCCCAGUCUUCCCGAGUCGUUUGCUGGCGACAAGGUUCGAAGCGCAAGCGAGGGACCUCGAACGGUCCUGGUGACGGGUGUCACUGGCUUCCUCGGUGCCUUCAUUCUCCACGACCUGCUGACGAAGCGAUCGUCGAGCGUCGCCAAAGUGUACGCGCACGUCCGAGCCAGGGACGAGGCCAAUGCGCUGGAACGACUUCGCGAGGGUUGCAAGGGUCGUGGCAUCUGGAACGAUUCGUGGGUGAGCGAAGGCAAGCUCGAAGUUGUGCUGGGUGAUCUGGCAGCGCCGCAACGUCUGGGCAUGUCGGAGCAGGUAUACGCCAAGCUCGCAGACGAGGUCGACGACAUCCUGCAUAACGGCGCGCUGGUCCACUGGGUGUACCCUUACAGCAAGUUGCGCGCUGCCAACGUCGGCUCCACCAUCUGCGCCAUCAAACUCUGCAACGCUGGCAAGAAGGCCAAGACGUUGACUUUUGUGUCGAGUACCUCUGCUCUCGACACGGAUCAUUACAUUCGCCUCUCCGACUCGAUCUUGCACGGCCAGGACCCUGCUCAGGCGGGCUCGGCGGACCACCUGCAUGGUGUGCCCGAGACGGACGACAUUGAGGCCAACGUCAAGGGCCUCACCACGGGCUAUGGUCAGUCUAAGUGGGUAGCCGAAAAGCUCAUCAUGAUCGCAGCAUCGCGUGGAUUGAAGGCAUCCAUCGUUCGACCAGGUUACGUUGUGGGUGACUCCAAGACGGCCGUCACCAACACGGACGACUUCCUGUGGCGCCUCGUCAAAGGCUCCAUCCAGCUCGGCCUGAUUCCGGACAUGCACAACUCGAUCAACAUGGUGCCCGUUGACCACGUUGCAAGAAUCGCCACGUUGGCGUGCCUCAACAACGCCAAAGAGCUCGACACGAUCAACAAGACGCUCAACACCAACGCCAAGGUGUUCCACGUUACAAACCAUCCGAGCAUCCGCUUCAACGACAUGCUGGGCGAGUUGAGCCGCUACGGCUGGAAGGUGGAACAGACCGAGUACGUGCACUGGCGUGCCAGAUUGGAGGAGCACGUGCUGAGCAGUGGCGCUGGCUCGGUCGAAGACAACGCCCUGUUCCCACUGUUGCACUUUGUGCUGGACGAUCUGCCUACGUCGACCAAGUCGCCCGAGCUGGACGACCGACACACGCAGGCGAUCCUGGAUGCCGCGUCGGAGGGACAGGCGCAGGGCACGGUGAUGGGCGUCGACCGAUCGUUGGUGGGGACAUAUCUCGCCUGGCUUCUGGCUGUCGGCUUCCUUCCAGCGCCUUCGUCCAGUAGCGCAGAAGCUUUACCGAAGUUCGUCAGCAUUGGUGCAGAGAUGAAGGCGAUCGGACGUGGAUCCGCCAACUGA
This is a messenger RNA of Pseudozyma hubeiensis SY62, 4557 nucleotides long. RefSeq names its product NRPS-like enzyme. Gene Ontology annotation, biological process: L-lysine biosynthetic process. The record is from RefSeq and is a predicted model, not a curated record. NCBI's taxonomy places the organism in Eukaryota, Fungi, Basidiomycota, Ustilaginomycetes, Ustilaginales, Ustilaginaceae. The transcript has a single exon. Bases 1 to 4557 code for a protein of 1518 amino acids. Gene Ontology annotation, molecular function: phosphopantetheine binding; L-aminoadipate-semialdehyde dehydrogenase [NAD(P)+] activity.